Aricia agestis (brown argus) is the source of this 1976-nucleotide messenger RNA. RefSeq names its product O-acyltransferase like protein-like. Lineage: Eukaryota; Metazoa; Arthropoda; Insecta; Lepidoptera; Lycaenidae. Bases 87 to 1934 code for a protein of 615 amino acids. The record is from RefSeq and is a predicted model, not a curated record. The transcript has 13 exons. Gene Ontology annotation, molecular function: acyltransferase activity, transferring groups other than amino-acyl groups.
UGUGGUGGCUAGUGUUGUGUUUUGUGACUGCUGUCACCUGUCAAAACACCACUGAAGAUGCAUCCACAACACUGGACUACUACUCCAUGCCGGCUCUGUCCGAGCUGGAUGACUUCGACCUCUGCCUCAGAAGACCAGAUGCCGUCUACUGCAUUGUUGACAUGAACCUGCGAGAAGAUGACACGCCGCUCUACCGGUUUAUAAAGGACUAUUCACAAAAGACGUACAAAAACUACAACCACUCGAAGCUACAUCGAGGAAUAUGCGGCUCCCAGCACUGCGGCUUGAACCUGACUCACGCAGUGGAACUGGACGCCACGGCAGAGGUCCUGAAAGACUGCUUCAACACCUCUAUACAUCAAGGGUUCGGCUUGCAGGUGGAUACCUUAUCGGUAAGGUACUGCAAGACACAAGACGACUACGUGCCACCAGACACCCUGGACUACGUCAUCGGAGUGAUAUUCCUGGUGAUCCUACUGGCGAACCUGGGCUGCACCGCCGUAUACUUCUUCUGGCCACCAGAAGAUGGCGAAGGAAACAAAUUCAUGUUGGCUUUCUGCGUUCAAAAGAAUUGGAAGGCCCUGAAGUACGGAGGCAGCGCAGACGGCGGCAUCUUCAAAUGCUUUCAAGCUUUGAGGUUCUACACGAUGGUGAUGAUCCUUGGACUACACUCGAUGAUUUUCAUCGGCUACGGCUACACUGCGAAUCCAGAAUUCAUUGAGCACUCAUACGAUGAUUUUUUCAAGUCAUUGCUUUUCAAUGCGAGGAUCAUCGUGCAAAUCUUCUUCGUGAUGGGUGGGUUCUUGAUGGCCUACAAGAUGAUUGUAUACGCUGAGACCCAUCAGUUCUCCUUGAAGACAGUCCCUAUGGCCAUUGUCAAUAGAUGGUUAAGGCUGAUUCCACCAGUGCUGGUAGUGAUGGGUCUGGCUAUGACCUGGGUUCCCCAUAUGGGAUCUGGGCCCAUGUGGGACGCCGUGGUGAAGAGGGAGAAGGAUAUGUGCAGGAGCAACUGGUGGCAACUGGUUAUACUGAUGCCCAACUUGUUCCCCUUCGAGCACCUCUGCUUGCCACAGGCUUGGUACUUGGGAACUGACACGCAGCUUUUCUUCGUGACUCUCAUCAUUAUGCUGGUCAUCUGGAAGUGGCCAAGAUCAGGUGUCCCUGUCCUGUCCGUCGUCAUGGUGGUCAGUCUGAUUAUUCCGUUCCUGCAGAGCUACCUCAUGAACCUGCUGCCCAUUAGAGUGAGCAUAUUCCCGGAGUCCAUAAGAGACAUUUUCGGAUACAACGACACGUUUUAUCACGCGUACGUGUCAGCGCAAGGCAACUGGGCCGGCUACCACCUGGGAGUUCUGACAGCCUGGUUCUACCACAGAGCCCAAACUAAGAAGUGGGAUUUAGCUGAUUCAUGGCUCUUCAAAAUCGUUUAUCUGGUGUCCAUUCCGAUCGCAUUUGGUACCGUCUUCAUGGGUACUGACCUGCAUCACAGAGAAGCCUCAGUCUUGGAAUCCGCCGUUUUUAACGCAUUGAAUCAGAAUUUCUUUGCGCUAUGCAUAUGCAUCUUCAUCAUUGGAUGCUUCUAUAAAUGCAACAGGAUAUACGUCGGCUCCGUGGAAUGGGGUCCCCUACAGCCGCUGGGCAGGCUGUCGUACUGCGCCAUGUUGCUGCACGCGACCAUCCUCAGAACUUACGGCGGACAGAUGAGACGUUCGUUCUAUGCAACGGACUAUACUGCUAUAAUGUUGUUCGCUGGUAUAGUGUGUACCACUUACUUGUGGUCACUCCCUCUCCACCUGUUCGUCGAAGCGCCAGCUUGCCAGAUACAGAAGAUCUUCUUCGGCGCUAAAGUCCAGAAGAGGGACAGAGAAGAGAAGAGUACGAAAGUAAAACCAGGGAUCUCCAGCGUUUCAGUAUCAACCGUAUCUACCCAUAUCUAGGCUAUAUUGUAAUCCUAAACUUGUAUUAUAAAUAUGUUAUCU